This is a messenger RNA of Manduca sexta (tobacco hornworm), 1055 nucleotides long. RefSeq names its product cytochrome c oxidase assembly protein COX20, mitochondrial (gene l(3)87Df). Gene Ontology annotation, cellular component: mitochondrial inner membrane; mitochondrion. Bases 107 to 475 code for a protein of 122 amino acids. The record is from RefSeq and is a predicted model, not a curated record. The transcript has 2 exons. Gene Ontology annotation, biological process: mitochondrial respiratory chain complex IV assembly. NCBI's taxonomy places the organism in Eukaryota, Metazoa, Arthropoda, Insecta, Lepidoptera, Sphingidae.
AUUUGACAGUUCAGCUGUCAAGUGUUAGCAUUAACUACUAUUGUGAGGUUAUUUUCAUAUUUAUAAUACUUUUUACGUUUGCGGCUUGAAUUGCUUAGUAUUAAUAAUGGAUACAGUAGUAAAAUCUAUGUUAGAAGAUGAAGAAGAGGAGGAAAAAAAGGGUAUAGUACUAUUCGGCAGGGACCUAUCAAAAAUACCAUGUUUUCGGGAAAGCUUCUUGUAUGGCAUAGCAACUGGUGUUGGAUUGGGAUUAGCUACCUUCGUCAAGACAUCAAGACCAAUGCUUUCCCAACAUGUUGGCGUGGGCACUUUUUCCAUGUCAACUUUGCUCUAUUGGUCAUAUUGUAGAUAUCAAUGGUCAAAACAAAGAUUUGACGCUCAAUUAUUGCAAGACGCUUUGAAAGAUAAAAUUUUAUAUGAAGGAACAGUAGUUGAAAAGGAAUUAGAAAAACAGGGUGUUCUAAAGUCGGCAUAGUCAGUAUUUAUUUUAAAUUAAAAGGUUCAUUUAUGAAAUUCAAGUUCAAGUUACUGUUAGUAUAGAAUUGCUAUUAAUGAUUAUAUCCACAAUUUACAUAUGUAUUAUUAAACAAUGACGAUUGACAAGUAUAAGUACAGUAAUGUAAGUGUAAUAACUUGUGUGUAUGUAUGAUAUUUUUGUAUUUCUAUAUUCAUGCAAGAAGAUAAUGUGAAAAGUCAGUUUGUAUAUGUAUAUUAUAUAGAGGAUACACACAAUUGCAGGCCUUUAUUAUUUUUAUAUAAUAUUAUGUAGUCUUUGUGUCAAUUUUGUAUAUAAUUAUAAUGGAACUCAACUUUAUUUUUGCAAAUAAUAUAUAUUAUGUAUGUAUAAUGUAGAAUCAUAGUAUUACUGCAUUCAUCUGUACAAGUAAUAUUCUUCUUCUUCAAAAUAAUAUAAGUGAUUAUAACCAGAAGUUGACAUAAUGGUAAUUUAAAUGGAAAUUAUUUGACAACAUUAAUAUGUUGGAUAGUGACCUUAGUUUCUUAUAUUUUGGUUAGUUUUGUUAGUAAUUUUAGAAAUAAAUGCAUUGUUAUAAAAA